UUCUCCACGCUUCGCCAUGACGAACAAAUGACCGCGCGGGGAAUGAGAUUGAAGUUCCAGCGAGGCGAGCGCGUUCUCUGCUUCGAGCCCGACCCCACCAAGGCCCAAGUGCUCUAUGAUGCCAAGAUUGUUGAUAUUGUUGUUGGAAAAGAUGAGAAGGGCAGAAAGAUUCCAGAAUAUCUGAUCCAUUUUAAUGGUUGGAACAGAAGCUGGGAUAGAUGGGCAGCUGAAGAUCAUGUUCUUCGUGAUACAGACGAAAACCGCAGAUUACAACGUAAAUUGGCAAGAAAAGCUGUAGCUCGCAUGAGAAGAAAGGGAAGGAAGAAGAGACGUUGUCGGCUGCCUGGUGUUGACUCUGUGUUAAAAAGCCUUCCUGCUGAGGAAAACGAUGAGAGCAGUGAAAAUUCUAUAAGUAGUUCUUCUGAUGACAGUGAUGAAGGAACCGAUGAAGAAAUAAAAAGUGAAGAAAGUGACAUUGAAGAGAGGACAGACAUGAAAGAAGAACAAGAGAUUCACACUAAAAGGGAUAUGGAAGAAAGAGCAAUAAGCAUAGAAAUUCCUGAAGUUUUGAAAAAAAAGCUUGAAGAAGACUGUUAUUAUAUUAACAGGAGAAAACGGCUAGUGAAACUGCCUUGUCAGAGAAAUAUAAUAACUAUCUUGGAGUCGUAUGUGAAGAAUUUUGCCAUUAAUGCAGCGUUUUCAGCUAAUGAAAGAUCUCGGCACCAUCAAAUGACUUCACAUGUCAACAUGAACCUUCAUUAUAUCCCACCAGAAAAGAAGGGCUGGUGUGAGACACCCCCUGCUGAAGCAAAGUUAAACUUUGAGCUUUAUGAGUUGACACCUGGUCAAGUUAUAGAAGCACAAACUCCAAAAGUGCAGGUGUAUCACAAAAUGCCUUCAGAGGACACCAGUUACAGUGUUGAGUUAUGUAAAGAAAUGGUGGAUGGACUGAGGAUAACCUUUGACUUCAUUCUUCCAUUGAUCUUGCUCUAUCCCUAUGAGCAAGCACAGUUUAAGAAGGUGACUUCAUCCAAAUUCUUUCUUCCAAUCAAAGAAAAUGCAGCAAACACUAACAGAAAUCAGGAGGAGCUAUCCCCGAGUCCACCUCUGCUGAAUCCACCAACUCCUCAAUCCACAGACAGUCAGCCUACAACAGGUGAGCCAGCAACACCCAAGAGGCGAAAAGCUGAGCCUGAAAUACUACAGUCUCUGAGGCGUUCUACACGUCAUACAUCGAACUGUGACAGGUUGUCAGAAAGUAGUGCAUCUCCACAACCUAAACGACGGCAUCUCGAUACGCCUGCUUCAAUGCCAAAACUGUUUUUGCAUCUGGAAAAGAAAACGCCCGUCCAUAGUGGGUCGUCAUCACCUAUCACUCUGACUCCUAGCAAAGAAGGGAGUGCAGUAUUUGCUGGCUUUGAAGGUAGAAGAAAUAAUGAAUUCAAUGAGGUGUUGUCUUGGAAACUGAUGCCAGAGAACUAUCCCCAAAGCGAUCAGCCACCUCCUCCCUCUUACAUCUAUGGAUCUCAGCAUUUGCUACGGAUGUUUGUUAAACUUCCAGAGAUACUGGGGAAGAUGUGCUUUCCUGACAAAAAUCUAAAAGCUUUGGUAAAGCAUUUUGAACUGUUCUUGAGGUUUCUAGCAGAAUACCAUGAUGACUUCUUCCCAGAGUCUGCUUAUGUAGCUGCAUGUGAGGCUUACUAUAGCACCAAGAAUCCUCGGGCAAUCUACUGAAGCUUUUAGUGAACAAUAAAUCUUGCUGUACAUAGCCCAUGGUUGUUGCUGCUUUGCCACAUAGCUACGAGAUGAAGAUGAAAUGGAAUUUGUAUGGCCUUUUUCAGAUAGGAAAAAGGGAGUCGCUUCUAUGACUACUGGAUUCGUUAGCAGAGAUGGACCACUUCUUGUUUUAGAGCCAUGCAAAGAUUGCAUUCUGAAUUUUCUCCAAGUGUUGCAUGUAAGCUGCACUUCUAGAAGAAGCCCUGCACUGACUUCUAAUGCAUAGGACUGCAUAUAGUUCUUAUUAAGAAGUGUGUGUGGGGGGGAAGCAGGUGCAUUAGCAGUGGGACGCUUUCAUGAAAACAAAUACCUCAUGCUGUCUUUUAUUUUAACAUGAACUGUUUUCAGCAUGAAAAGUUAAACUGGCUUCACUCUCGUGUAAGGAGAAUGCAUCACUGGCAUCCUGUGGAUUUCGUUUCACACACAGAACGCACACUUCAUUUUGUGAAACGGUCAUGGCAGGAAAGAGUGCUGCAUGUAGAGGAAGAAUUGCAUAGCAAUUUUAUUGUCAUGGUCUCUGACUCAAGGAAGUAGUUUUCUGUGGCUUAAAUGAAAAAUGUUGCUUGCUUUUUCUUUUUAAAAGGCAUCUGUCUUUCCCAUAGUAGGUUGCCACAGUUACAAGUGCAGACCUCACCAGUGAUUCAUCUUAUCCAUGUCUGUGAAUGAUUCCUAAAGGCAUUAAAGAACAGGAUGUUCUAACAGGUUCUCACAGAGUAAGCAUAGAGUGAAUAAAGUGACAGCAUUUACUUUGGCAAACUUUUUUCUUAAUAAAGAAACUGGUUGGUAA
This is a messenger RNA of Malaclemys terrapin pileata, 2563 nucleotides long. It is a transcript of the gene MSL3, whose product is annotated as MSL complex subunit 3. The record is from RefSeq and is a predicted model, not a curated record. The coding region runs from base 28 to 1734 and encodes 568 amino acids. Gene Ontology annotation, biological process: regulation of DNA-templated transcription; chromatin organization. Gene Ontology annotation, cellular component: NuA4 histone acetyltransferase complex; nucleus; MSL complex. The transcript is spliced from 14 exons. NCBI's taxonomy places the organism in Eukaryota, Metazoa, Chordata, Testudines, Emydidae.